CAGAAGGGAUAGCGCGUGACGCCAGCAACCUAACGCUGUUCUCUCUCUCUCUCUCUCUCUCUCUCUCUCAGACACAGACACACUUCGUCUCUCUUUUCACACACACCUCUCAGACACACACGGCAGUGAGCAGGACGGCGCUGGACGUAUCAUUCAUAUAGGGAAUAGAUCCGAAGAAAAGGAUUAACUAUCUCCAUCCCUCUCCCUCUAAGGACCUUAUCCUCUCUUGCAUCCUCUUGUGUCUCUAAGCCUCUCUUCACCUCGUUUUUUUUCCACAAUCCCUCAUUUUUUUCCACACAAUCCCUCCUUUUUCACAAUUCAUUGGUGGGUUGAAGAGAAGCAGGGGGAUUGUCUCUAAACAGAAGGAAGGAUUAUGCUCACAUUAUUCAUUUAACCAGGAUCUUGAAUGUAUGGAUUUCUUUAACUAAGGGGAGUCAGUUUUUGUAUUUCUAAUUGUUCUGUGAGAUUUUUUUUAAAAUAUAUAUAUAUAUAUAUAUAUAUAUAUAUAUAUUGGGGGUAUUUUUGAGGAAAUGGCUAAAGGCAGAAAGCUGUGAGGCUGGUGCUGUCGGAGAUAUCUUGAAAGGUGUGUUGGUGAAGCUUUCUGCAGUCACUGCCCCAGUGGAGGCUGCAGACAUGGCGGCUUGACAGCCAAACAGCCCCGCCCCUCUGACAGAGGAAGGCUGCAGAGCUUUGUGUCAUGCCCCCCCACAUCCACCCCCCUGGGGGCACUGGCCUGCCCCCAACCAGCUCCACCACCCACAACCCAGCCAGACACGUCUUCCUCUGUGUCUUCUGCCUCCUAGCGGCCCUGCUGCCACCAGCCUCCUCCUGUCCUGCUCCAUGUCUGUGCUCCUCAGAUGGCCUCGUGGUGGACUGCGGGGGUCGGGGUCUCUCUUCACUGCCGCCCCUGCACCUCCUCCCUCAGGGGAGCCGCUCACUCCUGCUGGCUAACAACAAGCUUGCCUCACUAGGAGCCUCUGCCUUCGCUAACCUGUCCUCUCUGGAGGAGCUGGACCUCUCCAAUAACUACUUGGAUAAUUUACCAGGGGGCUUAUUCAGAGACAUGUCCAAUCUGACUAGACUAACUCUGCACAACAAUUCACUAACAGUGAUGGACAGAGAGCUUUUUCAGGGCUUGGGGGGCCUCCAGAGUCUCGAUCUGUCCUUGAAUGGUCUUUCCUCUGUUCCGCUGGGUCUACUGGAUGAGCUGCAGAGCCUCAGGUGGCUGUCUCUGGCAGGUAACAGACUUCAUGGUUUGGAGAGGGCAGCUUUCGAGCCCCUAGCCAACCUACAACAUCUGGAACUGGGACAAAAUCCCUGGGAAUGUGACUGUAACUUGCGUGAUUUCAAGCACUGGAUGGAAUGGCUACUGUACAGAGGAGGAAAGGUGGAUGCAGUGGAGUGCACGCUACCGAAGGAUCUGCGUGGGCGAGACAUCCGCGGGGUUCCAGUGGAAAUGUUCAACUACUGCCUCCAACUUGAAGAUGAGAAUGGAGGAGGUGAGGGUUCCCGUUCCGGACAAGGAGGCAUUCCUCCUUGCAGCAGAAACGCUCUAAACCCCAGUGGGGCAACACCAAUUUCUGACAAAAGUGGCAACAAUGAUGAUUCCUCUUCAAACACUGGAGGAGGAGGCGGUGGAGGUGGGGAGCCUCAGUCAGACUGUGUUCGAGCCCGUUACCGGCCUGUAAGCGUGCGGCGUGCCAUCGGCACAGUGGUGAUUGCUGGCGUGGUGUGUGGAAUUGUUUGUAUUAUGAUGGUUGCCGCCGCAGCGUACGGCUGUAUCUAUGCGUCACUGAUGGCCAAGUAUCAAAGAGAGCUGAAGAAGAGGCAGCCGCUGAUGGGAGAUGGAGAGGCAGACGGGGAGGAUAGGGAGGAGAAACAGAUCUCCUCUGUGGCCUAGAGCAGUGCUGGGACAGGGGAGGGUUGGCAUGUCAGAGUGAAGGUUACAAGGGGGAAACAUUAAAAGGGCUCAAAGAGGAGAGAGAUGGAAGAGCUUUUUUAUAAUGCACACAGACAGUUAGGUAUCUCUCACUCUGAUUCUCAGACUGGCACCUUUUCCCCACUUUUUUACUCUUCCCCUUUUGUCCUCCUACUAUUCUCAAUCUUCCCCCUACUCCCUCACACACAUAUCUUAUCUGUUCCCUUAUUUUCUCUUCCAUUUGGAACCACUCUCAGUGCAGUAUGCUACCAGUCAUCCCUCCAACUCGCCUACCAACCACCUACUGCUGCUGUUGGCUGCUGCUGAAAUUACCAUUUUAUUGGCUGAGAGAAAAAUAAUUUGGUACUCUCUCUUUAGUAAGAAACAUAUCAUUUUAGCUGUAACAAGACACUCAAACUGUAAGGGAAACUAGAUUGAAUUUUCAGGGAUUUACAGUACAUAUGGUGUCAAAUGGACCAAUGCUCAAAGUGAUAUUUACUGCAGUGCUCGGCACUUGUUACGUUUGCAUCUCUGUCUCCUCCUCAACCUCUCCAAAGCCUGUGGUCCUCUCAAAAUCCAGGACCCCAAACCAGGACCCUUCAGCUUCCUCUGUCCUAAAUCUCUUCCUAUGUUCCCUUGGACCUUCAGCUCCCCAGUAAACAACCAGUACUGAGAAGCAUUAAAGAAGUGUGCAUAACUCAGUCUGAUGUGUUGAUGAGAACUCAAACACACACAAGUCUCCUGUUUUCUGGAUCAUCCUGGGACUACUCGGAUUCCUGAAGUGUGACAGACUGGGGCUGGGUAAUUCAACAAAUGAUCGCAUCAAUCAACUGAAUGGAAUACAAACUGUUCAACAGGAAGGAAAUGAUCUGUAUUUGUCAUUUUUGCUCAGAAACAGCGCUUGAUCACUUGAUCCUUGUUAUGUCUUUGUCAGUUUCUGGACAGAUUACAAGAUUCUUAUUGUGGAAAAGUAGCAAAAUAAUUUUUCUAGUAUUACUUGGACUUUGAGGCUCAAGAAGGUCUUCACAAGGGUUUUAAUACAGAUGUUGAGAUUUAAAGGACCACAGACUUUGCAUUAAAGGUACAAUUCUUUGUUAAGAGCUCAUUUUAAGACUGGCUUCACCCUCAUUCAGGUGAAUGUUUGCUACUACUAUGGCAUGUAAAAAAAAUCUCAGAGAGCCCUAAUUCCUAGUAAGGACUACUAAAAUUCAUCUAAGGACUACAAACUUCAGACUCCUGCACUUUAUUUCCCUCAUCAGAUACUGUCUAACCACCCUCUCUAUGUUCCCUUCCUUCUUUUUCUUUCUAAGACAGACAAUUUGCCCAGAGGGAUUAUAAUGAACAAGGGAUUAAACUAAAAGACGCUGCUAUUUUUCCCCAGAGUUCUACUCUAUCUCAUCCCUGUAUCUUGUUUUCCAUCUUUCCAUCCAGUGCUAUUUAUGGAGUGUUUUUCACACGCCCUUAAAGACUACUGUCUCAUUUCAUUCUUUCCAUCAGUUCCUUAUCCUGUAUUUCUCCUGAAAAGUCUCCAAUAUGCAAUGGAAGUUGUGUCACUGUAACAUUAAAAAAAUGGUAAAAUCCUUCUGUUGUCAAAUGUAAUUAUCUGUAAUCAUGACUUUAUGGUUUUGGUUGUGCAUUAGCUCAGUGCAUUCACAUCCAAAGAUAGUUUGUUUGCAUUACUUUGCAUUGAUGUAAAUCUUUAUUUAUUCUUUUAAAAUAUUAAUGUGAUGUUUUAACUUUAUGAUUUGCUGAAUUUAAGCACAUUUGAGUGUCCUGUGCUUUCAGAUGUCUAAAAAAAAUCAGGCUUUCAUUGCAUAUUGAUCUAAUAGUAAAACUAUUUGCCCUCUGAAUUAUAAAUUGGCUGGAAAUAAACUUAUAUUAAUAGUGUGUUCUCUUAUACCUGAGUAUGAUACAGAUAUAUAUUAUUAGUCAUUAAUAUGGUGUGUUGGCCCAGAGAUCCCAAAAAUGUUUUUUGAUGUAACUGUUUUACUGUUUUCUGUAUCAAUUCACAAAGUAUGUCUUCUGUUGUGUUUAUAACCUCUGUGUUGGUUUGUUUUCAGUAUAUUCGUAAUGUUUGUUUAUUUAUGUAAUGUUCUUGUUGAUUUAUUUGUGUUCAGUAGUUGAUAGUGUUUCUGCAAGAGGCAUAGAGAGAGUUUAGCCAGAGUGUGUUAAAAAGGUGACAUUUUGCUGCCCUAUUUCUGAAAUUUAUCAGGCUGAGAUUACUAAGCAAAGAAUCUGGCGACAUGUAGCCUUUCUGCUUUCACAGACUUUUCCUGUAAUGACCUUUAUCACCCAUGAAUGACUUCAUUUUGCAACUCAUACGAAAUAUUACAACAUGUUAACAUUUCUGGAGAAAUAUAUUACCCAUACAUUUUCAUUACAACAUAUUUUAUUUGGUUAUUAGAGGAAGACACUUACAGCUACAUUUAAGCGCUGAAAAUGUCUUGGUACAAACUUUUCUAUCACACUGACCUUCAUGUCCUGGCCUCUUUCCGUAAUUAUAACCAUUUUUUCUUGCAUCAAUAUAACACUCAACUGCAAUUUAUAUAAGUCUGGACAGGAUGUAUAAAAAACAUGAUGACAAGCAUGAUUAUUAGAUUCUCCUGUCCAGGAUUGGUUUUGUCGAGGUGCAACAAUUACAACCUUACUAAUAGACAGAGAGGAUGAGCAUGUAAAUUAAUUCUAUAUAGGUCGGAUUAACAGUCGGCAUCUUAAUGGUACAUUGAAUUUAGUUGAUUCUGAAAGACAAGAAUAAACACUGCAUGAACUUCACACAGAGACUGUGGUGCAGCAACAAAAUAGGUAAUGGCUAAACUCUGUCUAUACAUCAGGAAACACUGUCCUCUGACGCCUGGUCUCCAGAUAAUGUGCCGUUGGUAGCUAAGUAUCUUAGCUAGCUGAACCUGUUCCUAUAGCCUGUGCGUGUAAAGAAAAAUAAAUUAUAGUUUGUUACGUAAAACUGCAGCAGCCAUGAUGACUGAGGGCCUUACAGAUACACUGCCCAGAAACCUAUGGUGUGUUGUGUUAAAAUGAUGAUCGUGAUUAUGAUAAUGCUGAUAUGACGAUGAAGAAGCAUUUCCUGGUAAAUAUGCAUUGACUUCAAUAAAAACAUAUCACCCUUA
This is a messenger RNA of Sphaeramia orbicularis (orbiculate cardinalfish), 5040 nucleotides long. RefSeq names its product leucine rich repeat transmembrane protein 2a (gene lrtm2a). The transcript has 7 exons. Gene Ontology annotation, biological process: positive regulation of synapse assembly; axonogenesis. The record is from RefSeq and is a predicted model, not a curated record. Bases 698 to 1900 code for a protein of 400 amino acids. Lineage: Eukaryota; Metazoa; Chordata; Actinopteri; Kurtiformes; Apogonidae. Gene Ontology annotation, molecular function: protein binding.